This is a messenger RNA of Coprinopsis cinerea okayama7#130, 489 nucleotides long. RefSeq lists its product as hypothetical. The transcript has 2 exons. NCBI's taxonomy places the organism in Eukaryota, Fungi, Basidiomycota, Agaricomycetes, Agaricales, Psathyrellaceae. Bases 1 to 489 code for a protein of 162 amino acids. The record is from RefSeq and is a predicted model, not a curated record.
AUGAGCACUGGAACUGGAAUUCCACGCCCCGAAGAUUACGACGGUGCAAUCUUGGCACAUAGAGGCUUCGUAUCGUCCAGUGUCGUGCUUUUACUUGAUGACGGCAGCUUGAAUGAGCGAACCGCCUGGUUCAAUCAGAUCUGCGAUUUUAUGGCAGGCCUAGCAUGGGAGAAAGAACUUCACUGGAAGAUCAUCGUGGCCAUAGGAAAGGCCAACGGCGGGGACGAAGGGGCUUUAGGGCGCGUCCAACAAGUGCUCCAGCCCAUCAUCCAUAAAAGCCACUUCUAUGACAAGGCGCUCAACACUCGUUCACAAUUGGUCGAGUUCCUCAGAUGGGUUCCCAAGGUUCAAGGAUACAGGCAGCCCUUAGACUUGACCCGGGAGUUGAGCCUUCUGAGGAUACGUUUACGGGCGAAACAUAGUCUGAAAUGGCUCUUGUAUCUUUGGGUCUCUACAAACGUCUCUUGCAAAGGUCGUGUCAGCCACUAG